Molecule: messenger RNA, 1259 nt
Organism: Penaeus vannamei (Pacific white shrimp)
Lineage: Eukaryota; Metazoa; Arthropoda; Malacostraca; Decapoda; Penaeidae
Molecular function (GO): protein binding
Source: RefSeq, a predicted model, not a curated record
CGAGUCCUACGUUCGCCGCGGCCAGGAAGACACAGAGCAUUCCUGGCUUCCCUUCGCAGGUGCGCCACGCGGUCCUCCACAUCCUGACGGAAACAGCUGGGCGCCAUGACCUCCACGGUGACCUUUGUGCUUGUCCUCCUCUGCUGUCAUUACACGGCCGGCCAGGAGUGUUCUUCAGAUGAGAUCAGGUGCAAGGAUUCCACGCGGUGCAUUCCCCUCCGCUACAUCUGCGACAGCGACAACGACUGCGGCGACAAUUCCGACGAGGACGGCGACUUGUGCGCAGUCUGGCGCUCCGAAACGUGUGAACGAGGGUCUUAUAACUGCGAGAGGUUCGGUGAUGCUUCGUGUGUCUCGAUUCAGGACUACUGUGAAGCUUCGAGCCCGCCGUGCGCCGGAGCCCUUGACCCGAGAGUCUGCCAGAUCUUAAGGGAUGGGGAGAUCCAGAAUUUCUCAUCAGUCACAGUCUCUGGUGCUACGACCAACCUUAAUAAAAGCAAAAUUCGCGGAGAAGAACUGAAACACAUCGUGAACUUCACCCUCAGCCACCCUGCCUGUCCGCCUCUGUUCACCCUCGUCGGGGACCAGUGUCUCUCCAUCCUGUUUGUCAAUAACGUGACCUGGGGGGAGGCACGACACUUGUGCCAGUUUAUCGGAGGCGAUCUGAUCACUUUCAGGAACGUCAGCCAUUUUGCUUCCGUCAUCCAGCACUUGAAGGAGACGAAGUUGACUGCGGACUUCUGGGCGGGCGGCCAUUAUGUGAACUCGGAAUGGUCUUGGCUGGAUGGCUCGCCUAUGGAACACGGGUCGCCUUUCUGGACUGUUAAAUACAGCGACGUUUGUAGGUAUCGUCAUGUGACCUCAGGCCUCAAUAUCACUCGACGAGUAAACGGCGGUUCUUGCUAUCGCUAUUAUCAGGCACCCGGUGAAUUCCCUGUAGGAGAAUGCGUGGCCCUUACGUAUCAACAUUUUUACUACAUGAGUGACGAGGACUGCCUGCACAGGAAGAGCCCCCUCUGCGUUGCCAGGGAUCGGGAUUAAGGGAGGAGGGAGAUGUGGCCCUUUUCAAGGUUGUUUGAUUUUUGUAGUUCUUUCCUAUUCUUUUAUUUUGGUUUUUCGUUUUUAUACAGAGGUAGCGCUUGGAAUUGUUUAUUUUAAGUUUUUUUUUUUGCCUCAAAGUGCCCAUUCAUUUAUUUUUGAUUAUCGGUGAAGGUUAUGUGUUUGUGCAAAAUUGGUGAAAUAAAAAUUAUGUAAAAAGA